UGCACAGUCUCGUGCAAUUCUCCUUGCGAAGAGGGAGCCUCCUUGCAAGUUGCAGCUGGAGGCAGGCUGGAGAUGGCCCUGGACAAUCUCAUCGAGAUUUCAAUUCCCAAAAGCUGUGCAUGUUGUGUUUAGAGAUGCUUUGAUUGCCCCCAUCUUUCUGAGCUCGAUUGGUCCGAAUCUUUUGCGGGGCAGCGCCUUUCAGAAUACACAGUUGCAAGCCUCAAUUAACGCCACCUUUGAGGGGACUGGUUUUAAAAGAUCAUUUGUGUUCAUUCUAGCGGAAACUCUUUUAGAAAUCUGUCUGCAACUGCGGGGCCAUGCCCAGAAGCUGAGGUCCAUGGUGGGGAUAAGCCCGGCCCGUCUCCUCUGCGCCAUCACAACACUGCCGCUGCUUCUGGCAGGGUUUGCCUUCUUCCUGCAGCAGCGCGAUGGUUAUGAUGACCCCAAGAGGUUAUCCCGGCUGUACGGAGUGGAAGAGCCGAUGUUUCCGGGGGGUGCCGGAAAAGCUCCCGGCCAGGUUGCCUUAGACUGCUCAAAGAGCGGAGACGGGGGACGCCGGAUGCCCGUCUUCCCAAACGGCGUGAACGUGUCUUUGCAAGACGUCUCUGCCGGGGGGCCGAAGCUGGCAAUUUGCACGAGCACGUCUGCAGGACUGGAUCAGGUCUUGCCGUGGCUCUUCUAUCACAAGGCGCUCGGCGUCAACACCUACUUUCUGUUCGUCGAGGGGAGCGCCGCGCAGCCAAACAGUACCACAGUCCUGGAAAGCAUUCCGGGAGUCAAGCUCGUGCCACGAACUAAGGAGCUGGAGGAUCAGCAGGCCAAAAGCCGCAUCUGGAACGAGAACUGGCUGUCGGGCUUCUUUUACCAGCCGUGCAACUACGAGCUGUUUGUGAAGCAGAGCCUCAACAUGGAGAUGGCCAUCGUUAUGGCGCGGGACGCGGGCAUGGACUGGAUCAUCCACGUUGACACCGACGAGCUGCUGAGCCCCGAGGGCACGGAAGACUUCUCCCUGACGCGGCUCCUGGAGGAGGUUGCGCCUGACGUCGAUCUGGUAGUGUUCCCCAACUACGAAACGAUCAUCGAGCGGGUCGAUGUGGGGGAUCCCUUUGCGGAGGUGACCGUCUUCAAGAAGAACUUUGACCACGUGCCAGACGCGCUAUACUACCAGCACUACCAGGAGGCCACCCGGGGCAACCCUAACUACUUCCUAACCUACGGGAACGGCAAGUCGGCGGCGCGGGUUAUCCCCGGGUUAAGGCCGAAUGGGGCGCACCGGUGGCACAACUACGACAAGGUUCCGGUGGAGAUCACGCACGAGACGGCCCCGGUUCUGCACUACACGUACGCCAAGUUUUCGGACCUCAAGACGCGCAAGAACCGGUGCGGCUGCAAACCGACCGAGGAGGACGUCAAGAAGUGCUUCAUGCUGGACUUCGACCGACUGGCCUUCAUCGUGGCGUCCACCGCGAGCGAGGAGGACAUUUUGCAGUUCUACAAGGACCACGUGGUUUGGAGUAGGGAGGAGAUUGACAGCCUGGUGUCGAAAGGGCUUUUUGGACGGCUCUACACACCCCAGGUUAUCAUCCGGGGCAUCCAGUCAUCCGGGAUCUUGCAACGCACCAUCGCGGCGGCAGGCGUGGCGCUCGACGAGCCGUUACCGGCGCUGGUGAAGCACGUGGCGAGACGGUCCAUGACGGAAGCAUCGCCCGGGGAUGAGAAACGGGUCCCCGGGGUGGCUGCUCUGCGAGCUGCCAUAGAGAAGCAGCUGACGAAACCGAAGACCCAGUUCCUUGAUAAGAUGUUGGGGCGGAAAGGGAGCAGCGCGUGGCGGAGGAGGGGCGGAGAAGAGUCUGAUGGAGGAGUGGGGGGAAAGAGUGGUGGGCACGAAGAAAGUUGGGGCAGACUCGUCAAGCCGGGGUAGUGUUCGUCCUCAAAAGAUGAAAAAAUUGCGUGCACUAGGUGCAACCUAGGUAGGGCAGCUUGCAUAGGCCAUCCGUUCAAGUUGGGCGAGCAAAGUCCAUUUUCAAGCCGCGCUUUAGCGAAUGCAAGCUGAGAGGAUCAUCUGCGUGCACCAGCACGCUCUGACCAGGAUGUUGACUCAUUCCUUGUACCAUAUGCGCUCUCACAACUAAUGUCGGUCAUUGCGAACGAAACUGUGGACCGUUGGUUUUGACCCUGAGGUUUCUCUAGCUUCAAUCGGAUCCACGUGGGCUUAUGAAAUCGAAAGACCUUCAGUGACUGUUUCGUUUCUGCAAGCCCUUGUGGCAUUGGAGCAGCUCGUGAUAGCAGCCGCUGCUUGGCCUAUUACGCAACUGGACCACUUCGGCCACGGUGGAAUUGGCACUGAGGACACAUCUCGGAAAGGUUUGAGGGACGGCAAAGCUACGGGCCC
This is a messenger RNA of Klebsormidium nitens, 2392 nucleotides long. NCBI's taxonomy places the organism in Eukaryota, Viridiplantae, Streptophyta, Klebsormidiophyceae, Klebsormidiales, Klebsormidiaceae. The record is from the annotation of a GenBank genome assembly.